Messenger RNA from Cladophialophora yegresii CBS 114405, 3291 nucleotides. RefSeq lists its product as uncharacterized. NCBI's taxonomy places the organism in Eukaryota, Fungi, Ascomycota, Eurotiomycetes, Chaetothyriales, Herpotrichiellaceae. Bases 1 to 3291 code for a protein of 1096 amino acids. The transcript has 6 exons. The record is from RefSeq and is a predicted model, not a curated record.
AUGCCGUUCUUCUCAAAGGUGUUCAAGAGCAGGGAAGGUCAAGCCAAGAAAAAUGUCGCCCCCGUCGCAAACGGAGAUAGUCACAAGAAGCCUCAAUGGUCGGAUGCUUGGGUGCGCACGAGGGUCGACCCAGAGGAGGUCGCGGAGCUGUUGCAUCUGUGUACCGCCGAGUUAAAGUCAAGAGCGCUGGAUGUCCCCUUCCUCCUCUUACCGUUUCGACCGUCAUCGGAUCCUUCUGCUGCCAGAACAUAUGUGCGCAACUUCUUCCUCCCGCCUCACGACCGCGAGCCUUUGCGCGGCUCAUCAUUGGAGAAUGAGCUCCGCAUGACCGAAGUCAUGGUCAUUAUCAGCGUGAUGAAAUGGUGUUGGGCCCGCUUACCCGGCGGUGUGGUGACCUGGGAGGUCUACGAGGGUUUUAGAGUGGGAGAGAAAGACUCCGGAUUUGCGCGCGACGCUUUCAGUACUUUUGUGCCCAUCGGCGUAGACUCACCUGCUCGGCUUCAGAUCAUCAAAGACUUUUUCGACUUGCUUGCCGCGGUCGCUGCACACGGCAAGGCUAAUGGACUCGGAGGGCACAAACUCUCUAGAUAUGCUGGGUGGUGGGCAUUCGAACACUAUGACGCCGGAAAAGGCUUCGAAUCUGGAUAUCAGUCCUGGUCAAGCGCCGCUGACGCGACAUCUCACCUCUUCUUCGCCUACCUGCGAUCCAUGUCUCCCGGCGCUGGGAAAUCAAGUGGAAUCCUAACCCUACCUAGGUCGCUCCAGCAGCUUGUCGACUCGGUCACAUACCCCCCUAAGAAUGCGCUUCUUUCCAACGAUACCACCAGGGUUGUUAUGAUUGUCGAUGUGGUCUCCCCGACUCCAUAUGCUCUGUUACGACGGGCCAAAAACUUCGAGUACAGAGAUGACGAUCAAGGUCUUCAACAGUUUGCAAGCUACGAUGAUCCGAUUCAAGCUCUCACAGACGAAUGCCGUCGUGUGCUGAAGGCCAUAUCAUCUGCCAACCAGUCCCAGGUCUCAAACGCGAAAACAUCCACAAGUUUGACGGACCCGUCGUGGUCGCGCUUCGAGGACGUUGGGUUCGGCAGCUCUCUUGAUGAUGACGAGGACGACGAUGAUGGUUUGCUGGGCCGCAGGCUUGUGUCGACGAAGCCAUUGGCCUCCACGACUAGACGACGAGGCUAUCAAGAUUUAGCUCGACCAACCACUCCCUCCUGGGCAGAUUUCUUGUCGUCUGGGUUUGCAGACGAGCACGGCAAUAAGGCUCCGGCACCUAUCCUGCUUCCACCUGACAAGAUACUACCUCCCAUCAACACGGAUGCGCCUAGAGGCCAAAGCUCGCAGUCGCACCGGAGACACCUUGACAUGCAGCAAAAUCUCGACCCCGGCGAAUUGGCAAGCAUUACAAAGGUCAAUGUGGAUGAUUCUUUCUGGUGGGUCUGGAUCAGUAGUCUUGCUCCAGAAGAACCGACUUCAAGAAAAGCCGUGUUUGGCCGAUGCGCCUUGAUUGAGACCAAGUUCCAUUUUGACAAUUGGAUGGUCAUGGAGGAGCAAGUGAAAGGGGCCGCACCGGAGCCGGCCGCUGGAGCAUAUAUCGCGGAGAAAAAGAAGACAUUUCUCGGAUUCACGACAAAGCGUGGGCGGAUAACGCGCCGAGGCUCCGGCUCCAAGAAGAGCCCUCUGUCUCCAGAUCCCCAAAUCGCGACGAACAACCGAGCUACCUUGGCUCCAGAUCAACAUGCAAAGAUCCAACAAGCUGCCGCCGAGCUUACUAGAAGGAAGCAAAUCGAGGAGAGGGAAGAGAAAGCUGCUCUGGCGACCCGCCGUGGACGUACUCAAGAACCAAUAUUGGCAUCGAAGACCAACAGCAUAUUCACCAUUGGUCCGCUAAUCAAGGACGAGGCUUCGCCGGCACUACAAUGGGCCAGCCAGUACGACAAGAAGGCGAUCCGGGCUAAGUAUCUGGGCGACUCGCUUGCCGGUAAGGGCUCUCGUGAAAUGUUGACGCUGCCCAACAACAGCCUAGGGAUCAGCAGGUCGACUUCGACUCUCUCAGUGGUCAGCAAGAACAAGGAUCUGCCAGCGCCGCCUGUGGUGAACUCGUCGCGUCCAGCGCUCGUCGAGAGGUCGCAAUCAGCAGAGCAGAGUACAACAGCGCCGCCACCGGUAACCGUGGAUUCUGCGCCAAUUCCUGUCGAACCUGCGCCGUAUCCUGUUGAACCUGCGCCAUAUCCCGUUGAACCUGCGCCAAUUCCUGUUGAACCAACGGUUCUGGUCGAGACCAGGGCUGCGCUAGAGGCGGCAGAAGUACCAUUGCCACCAGCAACGCCAGAAAUCGUACAGGCUCCCUCUGCUAGACCGCAGCCGCACAAACUGCGCAAGUCGUUCGAGCAGCAGCAGCGUCGAUCUCCACCACAGCAGAGGAAGCCAAGGGUCAAGACUCCAACUGGACCACCUCCUGUACACAAGUCCAGUGGGAUCCGACGGCUAUUCGGCACCAAACGUUCUAAAUCGCGGGACUCGAGGCCCUCAGACCCUCCUUUGUCACCCUCUCAAACCAGUGAAGACGCUGCUGUCAUCGCUGCCAGACGGGCUCUGGAGGGCCAGCCCCCUCUUCCUGCGGAAGGGCCUACCUCGCCUCCGUUGAGUCCCGGACAUUUCCAUCGCCUUGCAACGGUUAAGAACCAACCAGCAGCAGUGGCGGAGGAGGAACCUGAGCCAGUCCCUCCCAUGGCGACGCCAAUGCAGAGGGAUUUCACUCCCGAACUCCCUGCCGAGCACGAAGAGUACGAGAAUCAACCAUUUGCACCACCUCGGACCCGUCGCGACGAAGAGUAUGACCAACUCUCCCGAGUGGACACGAAUGAGCGUGAGCACGCCGACCGGGAAUUCUCGACAUUUGAUCAGGGACCUCUGAUGGAUCAGCCGGCCUUUGCCCCAGUUGAUACACCUCCGAGGGAAGAGUUCUUGACCCCAGCCGAAGAGCCUCGACAUGGCCCUAUCAGCUUGCAUUCUGGUCCAUCUUUCCAGCAGACAGAAAGUUCCAUGGAUGACGAGGACGAACCGGUCCUGACCCAACAGGUCAGUCCCAAUGACCGAUGGGCGCAAAUCCGACGAAAUGCCGCCGAGCGGGCGGCAAGGCAGUCGGAGGAGCAGACUUCCCGGAGUCGGACUGAGACACGAACUGAUGAUGGUGAGACCAGUGGAGAAGAGACAAUUGAAUCACGAGUUGCACGAAUAAAGGCACGCGUGGCCGAGCUCACCGGCAAUAUGGAUGCAACGCGACGAUAG